This is a messenger RNA of Trachemys scripta elegans, 3163 nucleotides long. RefSeq names its product RAN binding protein 9 (gene RANBP9). Gene Ontology annotation, biological process: cytoskeleton organization; cell surface receptor signaling pathway. The transcript has 14 exons. Gene Ontology annotation, molecular function: protein binding. Gene Ontology annotation, cellular component: cytoplasm. Bases 279 to 2312 code for a protein of 677 amino acids. The record is from RefSeq and is a predicted model, not a curated record. NCBI's taxonomy places the organism in Eukaryota, Metazoa, Chordata, Testudines, Emydidae.
GUCUGGCGCCGGCCUGGGGACCAGCCGCGGCGUCUCGCGCUCUCACCCCCGCCCCUCUGUCUUGCGCAGCGGCCCGAGCUCGAGCCCCCCGCGCGCGCCCCCUCCCCACUAGCCCCGGGUCUGUAACCGCCGCCUUCCUCCCCCGACUCCGGUUCCGGGCUACCCGUCUAACCCCCCCCCCCCCCCGCCUUGCUCCGCAGUGCCCGGGCCUGCCCGCCGCGCCCGCCCCGGAGACCGUCCGCAGACAGCCGCCGCGGCAGGAGGCGGCGGAGGCCGGGAUGUCCGGGCAGCAGCAGCAGCUUCCGUUGACGGCGGCUCCCCAGGCCUCGGGGAUCGCCGCCCCCGCCGCUAGCGCCGGCCCCGCGCCGGCCUCGGCCCCGGCGGCCGCCGCGCUACUGCUCCACCCGCCGCCUCCCCCACCACCGGCCACCGCGGCCCCGCCGCCUCCCCCGCCCCCGCCCGCCGCCGGGCCCCUGCCCGCCCUGGGCCUGCCGGCGGGGAGCAGCGCCCCGGCCGCCUUCCCGCACGGGGACCCGGCCCUCAACGAGCAGGAGAAGGAGCUGAAGCGGCGGCUGAAGCGUCUCUACCCGGCCGUGGACGAACAGGAAACACCGCUGCCCCGCUCCUGGAGCCCGAAGGACAAAUUCAGCUACAUCGGCCUCUCGCAGAACAACCUGCGGGUGCAUUACAAAGGUCAUGGCAAAACUCCAAAGGAUGCUGCUUCAGUUCGAGCCACACAUCCUAUACCUGCAGCUUGUGGAAUAUACUAUUUUGAAGUUAAAAUUGUCAGUAAAGGAAGAGAUGGUUACAUGGGAAUUGGGCUUUCUGCUCAAGGUGUAAAUAUGAACAGACUACCAGGUUGGGAUAAACAUUCAUAUGGUUACCAUGGAGAUGAUGGACAUUCAUUUUGUUCCUCUGGAACUGGACAACCCUAUGGCCCAACAUUUACAACUGGGGAUGUCAUUGGUUGUUGUGUAAACCUUAUCAACAAUACCUGCUUCUACACAAAGAAUGGACAUAGUUUGGGUAUUGCUUUCACGGAUCUACCGCCAAACUUGUACCCUACAGUAGGGCUUCAAACACCAGGAGAAGUGGUAGAUGCUAACUUUGGGCAGCAUCCAUUUGUGUUUGAUAUUGAAGACUAUAUGCGAGAAUGGAGAACCAAAAUUCAGGCUCAGAUCGACAGAUUUCCUAUAGGAGAUCGGGAAGGAGAAUGGCAGACAAUGAUUCAAAAAAUGGUUUCAUCUUAUUUAGUUCAUCAUGGGUACUGUGCAACAGCAGAGGCUUUUGCCAGAUCUACAGACCAGACUGUACUAGAAGAAUUAGCCUCCAUUAAAAAUAGACAAAGAAUUCAAAAAUUGGUUUUAGCAGGAAGAAUGGGAGAAGCCAUUGAAACAACACAACAGUUGUAUCCAAGUCUACUAGAAAGAAAUCCUAAUCUCUUAUUUGCAUUAAAGGUGCGCCAGUUUAUAGAAAUGGUGAAUGGUACAGACAGUGAAGUGCGGUGUCUGGGUGGCCAUAGUCCAAAAUCACAAGAUAGUUACCCUGUAAGCCCUCGAUCAUUUAGUAGUCCUAGCAUGAGCCCCAGCCAUGGAAUGAAUAUUCACAGCUUAGCAUCAAGCAAAGGAAGCAGCACACACUUUUCUGGUUUUGAAAGUAGUUGCAGUAAUGGAGUAAUAUCAAACAAAGCACAUCAGUCUUACUGUCAUAUUAAACACCAGUCCACAAGUUUGAAUGUACCUGAACUCAACAAUAUAAAUGUAUCAAGGUCACAGCAAGUUAACAGCUACACCAACAGUGAUGUAGACAUGGAAACAGAUCACUACUCCAAUGGAGUUGCAGAGACUUCAUCCAAUGGCUUCCUAAAUGGUAGUUCUAAACAUGAUCACGAAAUGGAAGAAUGUGACACAGAAAUGGAAGUUGACUCAAGUCAGUUAAGACGUCAGCUAUGUGGAGGUAGCCAGGCGGCCAUUGAAAGAAUGAUCCAUUUUGGAAGAGAAUUGCAGGCAAUGAGUGAACAGCUAAGGAGAGAAUGUGGCAAAAACACAACAAAUAAGAAAAUGCUAAAGGAUGCGUUCAGUUUACUUGCAUAUUCGGAUCCUUGGAGCAGUCCAGUUGGAAACCAGCUUGAUCCAAUACAGAGAGAACCUGUGUGCUCUGUUCUUAAUAGUGCAAUACUAGAGACCCACAAUCUGCCAAAGCAGCCACCACUUGCCCUAGCAAUGGGACAGGCUUCACAGUGUCUAGGAUUGAUGGCGCGUUCGGGAAUUGGAUCGUGUGCAUUUGCCACAGUGGAAGACUAUCUACACUAGCUAUGCAUUUGAAGAUCUCAAGUAUGUGUUGUGGCAUAUUCAACAUGGAGGUAGAUCAGCUCUGCUGACUGGAAUUUGGAUCUUUUAAUUAUGUACUAAGGACAGGUCUGUCGCUUUACGUUGCUUCCUAGUUUACAGCAUGAUGCAAAUGAUUUUCUAACUUAGUGUUAGGAGAAAUUUUCCAUCUUUAACCUCUUAGACAACUAAGAGUUAAAAUUAUCACUGAUAAUGUCAGACAUCCAAAUUGACAAUUACAAAUUCUUUAAAUGAUUGUUCAAAACAAACCAAAAAUCCUACCACCUUGAGGUGGGGCAGAAGAAUAGAAAAUGUUGUGGAUGUGUUAGCAUGUGGGUGAUGUAAACUUCAAGCAGGAUGACUUGCCAACCUCCACCCUCAUUAUUACAUAGUUCAAUCAGUGUAACUUGCAAAAUGCAUAAACACCUGACAGUUUGGAUAUAUAGUGUUGAUGGGAAGAAAUAUUUUUUAAUGUGUACUGUAAAACUUGAAAUACUCAGGAGCUGAGUGAAUAUGUUUGUUGCUACUUACAAUUCCUACCUGUUGAUCUUAGUAGUUUUUGUUUUAACAUGGUCUUUUCAACUUUCUUUGUUUAACUACAGACAACUUCUGUUAUAGACUCACCAGUUUAACUGUUGUAUAAUAACAGUAUUACAUGUCACAGUGUGGUUACGACCUCUAUUUAUAUAAAAACCAAAUAUUAGUCAAUUUACAGUCUUAAUUUAAUCUUUGUACACCUUGCAUUUUUAAAAGUGCUUAAAUGAGUACUAUAUUGCAAUAAAAUGUAGUGAUAUCAUAAUUAACCAGCCAUUAAAAACUUACUUCUACAGAUAUUA